Molecule: messenger RNA, 717 nt
Organism: Hymenoscyphus albidus
Lineage: Eukaryota; Fungi; Ascomycota; Leotiomycetes; Helotiales; Helotiaceae
Source: the annotation of a GenBank genome assembly
AUGAAGGCUGUUAUUAAGGCCACCGCUUUUGCUCUGUUUAUUACUGGGGUCCCAUCAUUAAGAACUGGAGCCGAAUUCCAAAUAGAUGCGGACACGGAUGUCGGAUUCGAGAGUUUUGUUAAAGAGUAAGCUCGUCCUGUCAAAAGUCCACAUUAGCAUCGACAGUAGCUAAUACUCUCCAGAUUCUACAUAUCUCUGGAAAAUACAAACUCAACAGCAGACUUCACCGAUCACUUCGUCAAGGACACCGGGGUAAUGGUCGUCAACGGCAAAGAAAGCAAGGGCUUCGCCGCGAUCCUCGCCGCCAAACAAAGCUUCACAAACAAAGGCAAGACCACCAACCACUUGCUGCGCUCUGCCAACACGCUCGGGAAGCAAGAAAAGAAUGAAACUUUCGUCGUCGAUUUCAUACUGCAGACUACCACGCAGCCUGGAAACGCAUGUACCGAGACAACUGGCCGGGGACAGUUCACUUUGACGACGGGCGCUACUUCGCAGAUUGAACUUUCGCCUCACACAAACUUUUUGGCGAGGUAUCAGGUCGAUAUUGCGGAUUCGAAGAAGACUUGUUCUGUGCAGGAGGAGGCACCACCACUGGAUCCUAGUGUGGCAAGUGGAGGAGUAGGGGUAAUAUCUUAAUGCUUCGGCAGGGUGAGGAAGGAGAAUAAGAAGAGGGUAGAAAUUUUGAGAGAGAGGAGGCUGGCCCUUGUGGAGAAG